Anolis carolinensis (green anole) is the source of this 10805-nucleotide messenger RNA. RefSeq names its product solute carrier family 5 member 7 (gene slc5a7). Lineage: Eukaryota; Metazoa; Chordata; Lepidosauria; Squamata; Anolidae. The record is from RefSeq and is a predicted model, not a curated record. Gene Ontology annotation, cellular component: axon; perikaryon; synapse. Gene Ontology annotation, biological process: transmembrane transport; choline transport; neuromuscular synaptic transmission. The transcript is spliced from 11 exons. Gene Ontology annotation, molecular function: choline:sodium symporter activity. The coding region runs from base 554 to 2287 and encodes 577 amino acids.
AGCUAAUCCACAGAAGUUGUCUGAGUUGGCUUCAGGUGUGGCAUAUGACAGAAUGGAUAGCAGAUAAGAAAAGAAAGGGGGUUGUCCCCCGGUGAAGACCAUCUUAAACCUGAGAUCAGUUCCAACCUUGCUAACUGGAUUUAUGCCUACAAUCAGAUAAGAAAAGAUGAAAUAUGAAGCCAUAGAAGAAGAUACAAAAGAAGUCCCAUUGUAGAAAAAAAUAACAAAAAGAAGAACUGAAGAAAUGAUCAAGCUUCCUCAGAAAACCGAGGUCAUUUCAGGACUCUACAUGUGUCUAGACUAGUCUAUGUGAUGCUCUUGUAAGGCACUGGAGCUCUUUGCAAAUGUGCCUGUCCCUUUAAAGACAGGAAAAGCUGCUUCUCACACUCUGCCUCUGUGGGUGAACACAAGGUGCGGAGAUUGAGCUGCUUGAUGCCAGAUCAAGGGAAAGUACAGCCGGAGUGCAGUGGAAGAAGGCAAAAGAGGAAACCUGCUGGAACAAGAGCUUUCAUGGUAAUGAAAUAGCAAUCCGGGAAAUUGUUAUACCUUCAAAAUGUCAUUCCACGUGGAGGGCCUGGUAGCUAUCAUUUUGUUUUACUUGGCCAUCCUGUUGGUUGGAAUAUGGGCUGCUUGGAAAACCAGAAACAGCGGCAGUGAAGUAGAUCGUAGUGAAGCUAUUAUAGUAGGAGGAAGAGAUAUUGGCAUGCUGGUGGGUGCGUUUACCAUGACCGCCACCUGGGUUGGAGGAGGUUAUAUAAAUGGAACGGCUGAGGCUGUAUAUGUACCAGGCUUCGGACUGGCCUGGGCCCAGGCACCCAUUGGAUAUUCUCUCAGUCUGGUUGUUGGUGGCUUGUUUUUUGCAAAGCCCAUGCGUUCCAAAGGCUAUGUAACCAUGUUGGACCCCUUUCAGCAGAUUUAUGGGAAAAGGAUGGGAGGGCUUAUCUUCAUACCUGCCGUGAUGGGAGAAAUGUUCUGGGCUGCUGCCAUCUUCUCUGCAUUAGGUGCCACUAUAAGUGUGAUCAUUGAUAUCAAUAUGAAUAUUUCGGUUGUUAUUUCUGCCCUUAUUGCAGUUCUGUACACAUUGGUGGGGGGGCUUUACUCAGUUGCCUAUACUGAUGUUGUCCAGCUGUUCUGCAUUUUCUUGGGACUGUGGAUUAGUGUUCCAUUUGCCAUGUCCCAUCCUGCUGUGACAGAUAUUGGCUACACAGCUGUACAUGAAGUGUUUCAGGAACCUUGGCUUGGAACCAUUAAAACACCUGACAUCUUCAUAUGGGUUGACAAUUUCUUGUUACUGAUGCUAGGAGGAAUCCCUUGGCAAGCGUAUUUCCAGCGAGUUCUUUCUUCUUCAUCUGCUACAUAUGCUCAAGUGUUAUCCCUCCUCGCAGCGUUUGGAUGCCUUGUGAUGGCAUUACCUGCAAUACUCAUUGGUGCAAUAGGGGCAUCAACAGCUUGGAACCAGACUGCAUACGAUGGUCCAGAUCCUAAGAUAAAUAAUGAAGCUGACAUGAUUUUACCUAUUGUCCUUCAGUAUCUUUGCCCAGUGUAUAUCUCCUUCUUUGGCCUUGGUGCAGUGUCUGCUGCUGUAAUGUCCUCUGCCGACUCUUCCAUCUUAUCGGCAAGCUCCAUGUUUGCACGAAACAUUUACCAACUUUCCUUUCGACAAAGUGCAUCAGACAAAGAACUUGUUUGGGUCAUGAGAAUUACCAUUUUCAUGUUUGGCGCAAUGGCAACAAUGAUGGCUCUGCUAACUCAAUCUGUUUAUGGACUCUGGUACCUCAGCUCUGACCUUGUGUAUAUCGUCAUCUUUCCUCAGCUUCUGUGUGUCCUCUUUAUCAAAGGAACCAACACUUAUGGUGCCAUUAUGGGAUAUUUGCUUGGCCUUCUACUCCGAAUUACUGGAGGAGAACCAUAUCUGCACUUGAAACCCUUGAUUUUCUAUCCUGGUUGGUAUAAAGAUGAGGACCGAUACAUUCAGAGAUUCCCUUUUAAGACAGUAGCCAUGCUUACUUCCUUCUUCACUAACAUUGGAGUAUCCUAUCUAGCAAAAUACUUGUUUGAAAGUGGCACUUUGCCGCCAAAGUUAGACUUCCUUGAUGCUGUGGUUGCAAAGUAUAGCAAAGAGAACAUGGACAAGACAACUCUUGUGAAAAGUGACAAUAUUGUUCUCAGUGAGCUCACACCUGUAAACCCACGACACAGUUUGACUCUGAGCUCCACCUUCACUAAUAAAGAGGCCUUCAGUGAUAUUGAUUCGAGCCCAGAAGAACCCAUUAAAGAAAUUAAGUGACAGCGACCGAACUGAAGAGAAGUACUGCUUCCAUAUCCCUCACAAUACAACAGGGUAUGCCACAAAGGGAGAUCAGAGGCAUUUAAGUUGAAGGGGAAAUGGAUGAGGGAGCAAACAAGAUAGUCUACAGUAAAUUCUAGGAGCAGAAAUAUUCUGUAGAAUAAACCAUUGCAUAUAUUAUAAAAUCUGUUGGCUAGAAUGAUAGAAUAUAUCACUCUUCUUGCAUUUGGAGGAAACAAUACUAUUUAUUGGGAAGAUGAGAGGGUGGUCACUUUUGCAUUUUCCAAAAAACACAUUGCCAGAAGAGAGAGGACAAAAAGGGCAAGACUUCCAUAAAAUUGUCAUACUUAAAGUAAUUACUUCUACCAAAAUCUUGUUAGUGUCUUAUGCAUGAAUGAGUUUCCCUACAGAUGUUGUUGGAUCUUUUUGUGCAAUGCAGAAUGUCUGGAUUCAGAAUUGUGUAUCAGGUACCCUUUUGCAUGCAGAUGUGCAGGUCAAUGUUGAUGUAUUCUGUGGCAAAUUGGGAUUGCACAGUUUUUGCCAUUUGACACAAGGGUGCCUAGCACAAACAAUGGGGAACUCCACAUGCAGAAGAUUACAUCUCACAAUCCCAAAGUAGGCUCUCAGCCUAUAAUUUAGAAAUACUCACUGAACCAUGGAUUCUUAGUAUCCACUAGGAAUUAGUUCCAGAACCUCCUCAUGGAUACCAGUAUCUGUGGAUGUUCAAGACCAAUAAUUUAUAACACUUUGGUAAAAUUGUGUCCCUUAUAUAAAAGGGCAAAAUCGGGUUUUGCUUUUGUGGAAUUUUUGUGGAUGGGGAUAUUUUCUGUGGCUAUAGAGGGAAACCUGCAAUUUAAAUAGAUGGGCAUCUCACUAUAGCAGUGGAGGCUAUGACCAGAUAACCUGUUCAAUGCUCAGCCAAUCCUUCAGAUGCUGAUGGAUAAUAGAUAAAAUGCCCUAGUUAUCCUCCUCCUUCCUCAAUCCCUUUUUGUCCUCAGCUUAGUUGCUGAAAACUAAAUUCAAAGUUCAAAAGUAGUUUGCAUAAUGUUAAUCCAGCAGGAGAGAGAGGAGAGGGGGUCUUGGCCUUCUCAGAAGGCAAAAGAAAACUAAAUCUUCUCCUAACAUGUUUGUUCUUCUCCAUUAAUGUUUGCCAUCUUGACUACACUCUGAUGUUGUUUAGUAUUCUGUUUUUCAUCUGAGAAAUAGCUGAGGGCAUGGACAGUCCCCUAGUAAAUUAGCAUCUGUGACCACCCUUGGGGCCAUCAAAAGCAGAUUUGGGGACCAGAAGAAAAAAAAUCAAGCCCUUUCCCAUUUAAGGUUGCCAGAGUCUUUUCAGGUGCCAAUACAAGCCAGCUCAAAUAUGGUUAGAACAUUUGGGGCAGACCUUAAAAAAAGCCAACCUCUAGACUUAUGAGAGAAUUAUCUCUCAUGACAAUUCUGGGCUUUUGAGAGAUCAGAGACCUUACAAUAUCCGAGAACUGAUGAGAGAUUUGAGAGAGGCUUUAUACAGGUUUGCCUCACAUCUUAUUAUGUCGUUCAUCUGGGCAUGAGAAGCUGAUAGGAAGAAAAAGCAUCAGCUGCCCUCACAACAGAUGGAUCCCCGCAGCAUUUGGUAUUAAUUUAAAUAAAAUUUUGUUGCAUAUGAAGUGGUCUGGGGGAUCAGUCACUUGUGAAUGUAGCUGGAUCCCACUGUACCUAUUUACACUAAAUCCUAAAAUGUGUUACUUGGGUCUGCACUGCCCUAAAGCACUUUGUACUUUGGUCUCAGUCUCAUUGGGCCCCAAGAAUUUGUACCAGCUUUCUUUCCAUAGCCCAACCUAGCCACUAAAAGGGACAGAGAUUGUUUGAAGAAGAAGAAAACUAAGGAAUCGCCUUGGUUCCUGGUGUUCAGACACCUGUAAUGUCCCUCCACAAACUGUGAACUUCUAUUUGAAAUCUAAAGAAAACAAAGCAGUAAAUCCUUAAAUCCUAUAUGGUCCAUCUGUUGUGGGGUUGUGCAAUUUCAGACUAGGAACAUGCCGAAAGUUGAAGUUAAACAUGGAGAUGCACCAUACUUCGGCAUUUGGAAUGGGAUCGUCUAUGUCUGAAAAACCUCAGUUGACUGAGUUUAGGUCUAGGCUGCAGUGGGCUUUACUUGUUACUUAUGCUAAAAUUAUCCAAAAUUAUCCUAUUGGUCUAUCCCUAUCUCCUCAACCACAGACAGAUGUACAAGAAAUGAGGGCACUAUUGGUCACUUAAACUAUUCAAUUCUCCCUCUUAGACCUCACUUACUCUUUCCUGCUAAGCAUUAUUGUUAUUUUUGCCACUCCCAAGCAGUGAAAAAAUUACUUUUGCAAAUGAGGCAUGAAUAACUGUUAUCAGAGAUUGGUUCACUAGAAAAAAUUGUGUCCUAGGGUUCAAGGCUGUUCUUGAACCCUUGAACCUGUUUCUUUAAUUUUCUUUGUGGGGUGGACUGGAUUGGGGGGAGAGAGAAAUGCUAUAGUCCUCGUAGUAUUGUAUUUUCCAUUUGAGAGGAAGGAAUUUAAAAGUGCAAAGCAGGGAAGACUACAACACUCAUGAUGUCCUAGAGGAGGCUCCAAAUUGCCAUUUCCAGCUAAAAACAGUAAACCUUGUCUGUUGUUACUUACCUCCUCUGUUUUUACAAAGGUAAAAUUUUUCUACUUGGAAAUGAGGAUUAUGUUUUUCUCAUGUAACUGCCAUGGCAAUGUUCUGUGGAAUUCUGAGGCCCAAACUCUCUCCAGCCAAUAAUUGUAAACGUCCCUUUCUAAACUGCAAAUCCCAGAGUGUUGCCAUAUUACAUAUCACAAAGGCUCAGGAUUCACCCUGCAUUGUGGCAAAUCCAUGGGCUCCCGGCAGGGUAAGGGGAAAGCCAUGCCCCAUGCCUUGCAUGGUGCGACUUGCUUUCCCCUCAUCACAUGAGAGGAAGCGCUACUGCCCGGCUUCCCCCCAUUGCUGGUAAGGCAACAUGAGAAGGCUCCCAUGUUGCUACGGAGGCGGGAAGCACUGCUUCCUCUCCUCUUUCGGCAUAGAGCCUGGUCGGAAGGCCCUGUGCAUCGUCUAAUGGGCUCCAUGCAGUAAGUGGAUAACAAGCAGUGUACGAUGGGCAAAUCAGCCUGUGUAAUGAGGUCGCUAAACAGUGCAAUGUGAUAGGACCCCCAGGAAAACUUCUGAGGGUUCUUUUUGUAAUGAUACAAUGAAUUUUCAAUGAUACAAUGGUUGAGAAGUUCAGAGCUAGGAGCAAUGGCCCAUAUCUACAUUGACUACUUAGUUAUAUCUGCAGUCUGACACAUACACGCCUUUUUCAUCACCAAGAGAGGGGGGUACAUUCUGUUGGUGAUGGGAUACAGGGAAAUUAUGUUUCCAUAACACUACCGAAAGGAAAUGAGGGUUUGACAUUGCAGAAGGAGUCCAGCUUCUGAUUGCUGCAGGAGGAGGGCAUCCUCCUCCUGCACUUCAAUCACCAACUGAAUAGAUCUCAGACUCUUGGUUCAUUUAAUGCCUGGUAAAGUAGAUUUGGUAGGGCAUUUAUAAUCAUGGCAUUAGUACCGCAAUCAUGACUACAUAGUGCUAUUGAAUAUAGAGCAGUUAUGGAUAUGUAACUCUAGGUUACAAAUCCGUAACUAUAAUAUAGAAUGUCAGCCAUUGCUUCUAAGAAGAAUGGAUAUAAUCUCAUGCUGAAGUGAACCAUAGCUCAACAGUGAAGGGAUGAUGCUCUGCAACCCGGGGCAUCGUGCUUCCAAAGUUUCAUGAUUUCAUCACAUCAUUAUAGCAUUUCCAAAUUUGGGGUGGGGUGGAGCUUCGCUCACUUGUCAUACGUUUGGAUGUUUCCCAUUUCCAACACAAAUGGUAUCCUACAAAUACAAACUUGGAUUUCGCAGAAAAGACUACCUUAAAAUCAUAUUCCUGCCAUUCUAGUCUGACAUGUAUACUGGGUAUAUUUGAUGCAAAAAUUAUUCAGAUUUGUAAUAACUGCACUUUCCAUCUGAAAUAUUUCAUCCAGGACUUUUCCUCAUCUUUUUCAAUGUGCUGUAUUACUAAUUAGUCAAAUGCUUGAUUAAAAAGCACAGCAGGAAUCUAUUUUCCAAACUAUGGCUUUGUAUAUAUUCCUAGCUGUGUGUGGAUUCAGCGUGUGCCUUUCGUGUAACCCUGUGUAGCCAGUGUCAGUAUGAGUCCUGGUAAAUUGCUGUCAUUUGUGCAUUCAUCCAAUUAUCCUCAUGUUUGUAUAUGUCUUUCAGCCCUGAGAUAGUCAGCAUUUGGAUAGAGGUGGUUUUGCUGUACUCUGAACCAAACUCUGCACCAACUAUUGAGUGUGUGCAGAAAUUCAUGAAACUAGCAAUAUGUCUAUUCACAAAGUGGUAAGAAUCUGUGAUUCAAGUCAUACUUUCUCUUCAGCAUCUGGGUUUAAUUAAGGAGAGUGCUUGGUAUGAAUUUUCCAAAUACAGAACUAUGAAUAUAUAAAUGAAUCAGAAGGCUCACAUAGGUCAAAAUCCAUGUUUAUUAGAAUCUUGCAUUUUCACUUAUUGUAUAUAAAUGCACAUAGAAUGUUUAUAUUAAAGAAAAGGUUACUCAUAAGUAUUAUUUCUCAUAAAAUACAGACAAAAAUAUAUAAGGAAAAUUGUAUUCAUAACAUUGAACACACUUGGGAAAUUGCAGACAAAUAUUAACAUAUUAAGGAAAUGCAAGCAGCUGAGUUUUAGGGGAUGAAUCUGGCUAUGCUUGCCAACUAAUGUAGAUAACAACCAAAUACAAAUAUGCACAUGGGGAAGUGAAAAGUCAAUUGAAACAAAUGGAUGGAUUGAACCAUCGCUAAACAGUAUGAUUGGCAUUUUGAUAUGGAAAGUAAUUACCAAUGCACAAACACCUAGAACAGCCAAACUGUGCCAAAUGCUUGUGAUAAUUGCUUUGAUUUUACUCUUAAAGUUACAUUCUAGAUACAGUUUUAGGGGAAUGUGGUUCUCAAGUGGUGAAAGGUAUCUUUGUUUGUUGUGGCACAUGUUUUCCAACACCUGCAUUAAACAUACUUUGUUUUGUGAUUGGUAAUUAAGAAGGCAAAAUCGGAAGAUGAUUGGAAGACUUGAUUUGCAAGUCUGAUUGCUGAGACAUAUUUCUACUGCUGCUGUCGCUGCAACUGUUGGUCCCACAUUAGAAAAUCAUUGAUAACAUUGUUAUUAUCUUUUCCCCACAACAGUGAAAUUAUUUGAUAACCAGGGAGGUCUUUCUGAACAAUGGCAGUGAUCCCAAUCCUGUCCCCUUUUUAAAAUCUAUAGAUGAGGCAGAGAAGAAAUACACUGAAACAUCAUUUAAUCUACUGAUCCAAGAGUACUGGCCAGGAACCAAAGCUGAGGAGAAGUAAUUUUUAAUUACAGCACCCAUAAUCCCCAGUCAGCAAGACCGAUGAGUAAGCUAACGGACAGAUGCUGAAAACCGUAGUCUAAAAAAGUAACUUUCUAAGAUCUACUCUAAACCAGAACAGUCUCAAAGCCUUGCUUGCAGCAGUUACAUUCUCUGGUCAUAGGAAUUGCUCUUCCCUCCUUUGAACUCAUAAGAGUUUAACCAAAUCUGGUUGGCUGACUGGCUGUCUAUUUGAGGAGAUAUGUGAACUGGCCCCAAUCUUCCUAGUGUAUUGUUCUCUUUCUCAUAAAAAAAAAGACAAAAUAAUCAAGAUUUUUCAAUCUCGCCAAAAAAAUCUUGCUUUUUUAUAAUAAGGCAGAUUUUCCAUCUUUUUUCUAACAUAUCACCUUACAAAACGUACCAUGUCUACGUAUUGUAUCUCUAACCUCAAUGUCCACCAAAUUUAUGCAUUAAAUAUAUAUAUAUUACAUUAAAUCUAUCUCCUAUAUAUCUUUUACCUUACAGCAUUUAUCCCUCCUUGUCUUUAAGUUUAAUUUCUUUUUAAUAAAUUAGACCUUCCACCUUGAAAAAACAAAUAGCAUGACUAUUUUAAGGCAAAUAUAUCCAGUCCUUUGUCAUUAUCACCUAUAAACAUUUAUAUUUGACAUCGAGGUUUCUACCAUGUCUCAAACACUGUAAAAACUGGACAUAACUCAUUCAAAGUAAAUAAGCAUCAUCCCAAACACAUAGAUCUGUGGUUCUCAACCUGUGGAUCUGUUUUGGCCUUCAACUCCCAGAAAUACUAACAGCUGGCAAACUGGCUGGGAUUAGUGGGAGUUGUAAGCCAAAGCACCUGGAGAACCACAGGUUGAAAACUACUAACAGAUCAUCUUAACUUCAGAUGUUUUGUUUACAUCCCCAUAAGUCAUCUAGGCAAAUCAUUCCCCUUCUCAUUUCACAAUUCCCAUAGAACAGAGCCGACAUUAUUAUGUAGUUCACUCCAAGUUGUGGAGAGAGGCAGGUACACACAUGAGAUAAAAAAGAAUAUCCCAAACAAUGUGCUUUUUUUAAAAAAAAAGAAAAAAAGAAGAAGGAACAGGAAAGUUCCUUGACAUCCAAGUGCAGUGAGAAAGUAACAACUUUUCUUUCUUGAGAGAAGAACUAAGAACAAUGAUUGCAAAUGUGCUUUUCUACAAGCAAGGGUAAAACUGCAAGUAAUAAUAUGCAUUUUUAUUAAAUUCGUGUUUUGCACUUUUAAACAUUUCUUUUAUUGCUUUGCAGACAAAACGUGCAACAGAUUUGCAGAAGUUUACUGUGAUUUAGAAAUGUCUACUUGUUGAGAGAAUAUCUCAACAGUUGGAAGUUGAACUGCUUUAACAUCUUUGAGCAUAAUUUAUUAUUUAAAUGAGUUGAACAACAUAGGAAGAAGGCAGAAUUUUUCAAUGUAUUUUGUAUAUUUAUCAUGAAAGAUUCCAAAAAAUGGGUGGCCAUUCCCUCAUUUCAUUACAUUUGCAGCUCUUAAAAUGAUUGCAAAAGUACAUAAGGUGCACUAUAGCAGUCUUUCCCAAGCAGAUGCCCUCCAGAUGGAGGAAUUUAGCAUCCUAGGAUGCUUUCACCCCAUGGAUGGAGACCCAUGCUGGCUAUCACAUGGCAUCAGGCGACUUUCAGUGGAGGCCCUGCCCCCAACCGGGUUAAAAGCAUCAUUCGAGAAUCUCCCCACAACACGGAAGGCUUCCCAUAUUGUGCUGGCUCCAAUGGGACCAGCACGGAUCCUCUUCAGGAGGGCAACGCUCCUCCCGUGUGAUGGGAAAAGCAUUGUCGAGAGGGAGCUGUGCCCUGCUACCCCUCUCCUUUUGCUGCAAUACCAGAUGAAGCGGGACACUUUGUCUGGCCUUUGUGAUGAAGCCCCUAAUGUAUUUAAUUGUUAGUCUGUUGGAGUGAAGUCAUUAGUUCUAGUUGCAGAUGCCAAGUGGGUAUAGUGGCACCAGUCAUUAAGCCAUUCUCCUCCAAGCAACCAGUAUUCUAUGCCCUAACCUGCUACCCUCCACAAGGUGGGAAAUACUGUCACAUCACCUGUGUGGAUAUAGAACUAAUCUAGCUGGCUUUUGUGAGCAGAACAGAGGGCUUGGUGAUGAUUCCAUUGAUCCAGUACACUGAUACGGUAGAUUUCUUCAGUGCAAGAACAAAGUAAGGUUCAGUCAGUAGACCUUUUCAGGGUUGAAAUGAUGAGGAGCCACUCAUAUAGCCAACCAUCAAACCCAAAGCAUGGUCCCACCAUUGCUAUUAGCAGUGGCAGAGUUACACAUGAAGAAUAGCUACAAGGUGAUGAUAGCUCUGCAACAGGGCCAGAGUGAGCAGCCAUCUCAAGCAGCUGAUUCGGAAUACCAUCCUUGCAAGUCAUUCUAUAAUUCAGUGUUUUGUUUUAUUUCUUCUUUGGUACUAGUAUUGUUGUGGGGAAGAGUACUUUAGGAUUUUCCUCUGUAGGAUCCCAGAUAUGUUGGCUACAUAUGGAUACAAUCUGCGCCUCGAUUUAGUGGAAACAACGCACCAUUUCCUACAUUUUCCUGGGCAGGAAGAUGUCUUAGGCAAGACCAGCAAUUCAAGAGGAAGUGGUAGGAUCGGGAUAUCAAGCAGUUACAUAAGCAGCACAUCAGAGACUUUAAUCCAAGUAAGCGAUAAAAUAUUAUUUUGUGUAUACAUGAUGAUGUAGAUAUAUUAUGAACAUUGUGAAAGACUAAAUGAAUGUAAACUUUACAAAAGUUAAUCAAAUACCACCACAGUCAGUUUUUAGGCUUUUAUUUUCAUAGUGUGGGACCAUUCAAUACUUCAAAUAUAUAUCAGAUAUCUUAAGCUUAGGAAGAAUGCAGUUAAUUGUUUAUCUAACUCUCCAAACUGAGUUGAUCAAAUAAAAUGUGCAAUUCGUCAAUGUAUCUUAUACGUCUACUAUUUAAACAGGGUAGUCGUGUGGCUAUUAUUUAUUAAAAGAUAUAUAUUUUUGUCUGUGUCAAAGUCUAUUUAACAAAUGAUCCAAGCCAAAUAAGAAUCCUACUGUUGAUGUAUACAUGUUCUCUCUGCAUGUGUAAUGUAUUAAAUGGUGCCCAAGAAAUUCAGGAAAAAAGGUUAAAUGUCCACUUUUGGCUUCGUUUUUGUCCAGCUAUUAAAAAUAUACAUUUAUUUUAUUAUUAAA